Molecule: messenger RNA, 2296 nt
Organism: Clupea harengus (Atlantic herring)
Lineage: Eukaryota; Metazoa; Chordata; Actinopteri; Clupeiformes; Clupeidae
Product: zinc finger CCHC domain-containing protein 24-like
Molecular function (GO): zinc ion binding; nucleic acid binding
Source: RefSeq, a predicted model, not a curated record
UAUUUUAACCUAAGCAUCCAGCUGACGUUUACUUAACAGCAAAUAAGUGCAGUUUGUAGAUUUGCUGUAAAAAUAGAAAUGCUUCAGGAACAGGAGUAGCUUCUUGUGCACACAGUUAAGCACCAAGGCAGAUGCGUUCAACUAAAUACUUAAUGUCCCUGAUUUAACACAAGAUGUAGGUUAUAUAGGGAGAUAUAUUUUUUACUAAGACAAAUUGUCCUUGUAGAUUUUUUUCCCUAUUUGACUCUCACUGUAUUUUAGAAGAUCAUCAAAGUACAUGUGAACAAUGUCAACUUCAGUCAGACUAUGAUUUUAUCACACAAUAGCUCCUUUAAAAAAAAAAAAAAUGAUAAUUUCAUAGUAGUCUGUAUACGCUCCAGACUGAAGGCAGCGACCUCCUUUUCCCCACUACCUCUGCAAGGGGUGGACGUGGGUCAGAGCCGAGGAAUCCCACCUAUUUUGUUAAAUAAACACGGACUUUUGCUGGCUCAGCUCCUUGGGCCAAUCAGUGGAAUUCAAUGGAUUGUGCGGUGUCGGCUCCUUUCCCAUAGUAUUUUCUCACAAGGUCAGACAGUAAAAACUUUAAUAGGAUACUGCUGGACACUUUGAAGUAGGCGUACUUAUGGAUAACAUGCAUUUGCUGAUAAAUAACCAACUUUAAAACAAGUUUAUAGACUCCAAGUUAAGGCAUUACGCAUUGUGGGGGUAUAAAGUCUUGGAUAGCGCUAAAUUAAGCCCACUUCCUGGGGUGUAUACAUCUGUCCGCAAGUAUUCGUCAGAUGAACCAGACGCUUUCAUUGCAUCGAGCACGGCUUUUUGCUGCCUGACUAGCUAUAGGCGAGUGGAAGUACAGUGUACGCAGUUAUGCAGACGGCCCUCCUAUUCGCUUGUUGUUGGUGACGCAUUGGAGUUUUGACGGAUAUGCACGCUCCCACUCGGUCGUCGCAAGCUCAGCAGCUGCAAUAGAGUGCCCGGGCUGGCACCAACUUUUCCUACUGUCACUCUGCAACUAUGACUUUUGCGUAAUCGCCCGCCAGGGAACGGGAUCCUAGCAGGAUCCUGGAAGCGAAGGAAAGGAGAGAAGUUGCCUACAGUGCUGGGGCGGGGAAAGACACAGCAGAGACAAUCAAGUGAUUUAAAGAUUUUUUUUUUCCUUUCUCAGAAUUACAAGUCGAGAGAAUCACCUGCGGUAAAUCAGCGGCGGACACCCCAAAGCAGGGAAUGGUCUCAAAGAUGAGCCUAAUGUCUGCCUUAGACACAAGUGCCUCUGUUUACCAACCGGCGCAACUUUUAAACUGGGUUUAUCUCUCUUUACAAGACCAACAAACCAGUGCCUUUGAUGCUUUCAGACCAGAAUCAAAUUCUUCCCAUCCGGACCUGAACUACAACAAGCAGCCGGCUACAGAUGUGAACUCCUCCGCGCUCAACUCCAACUAUCUCAACAACUUUUUGCAACUACAGAGGAUCGAGGGCCUGAAUAAUGGUGUGUAUAAGAACACGUCCCCCUACGGCUCCUUGAACAACAUUGUUGAGGGCCUGAGCUCACUGACGGACCACUUUUCUGACCUCUCCCUCUCGUCUGAGUCCCGCAAGCCCAGCAAGCGACCUCCACCCAACUACCUGUGCCACCUCUGUUUCAACAAGGGACACUACAUCAAAGACUGCCCGCAGGCUCGACCCAAAGGAGAGGGCCUGACGCCGUACCAGGGGAAGAAGCGAUGCUUCGGAGAGUACAAGUGCCCCAAGUGCAAGAGGAAGUGGAUGAGUGGCAACUCCUGGGCCAACAUGGGCCAAGAGUGCAUCAAGUGCCACAUCAAUGUUUACCCCCACAAGCAGCGUCCGUUAGAGAAGCCUGACGGUCUGGACGUGUCGGACCAGAGCAAGGAGCAUCCCCAGCACCUGUGUGAGAAGUGCAAGGUCCUGGGCUACUACUGCCGCAGGGUGCAGUGAUCCCCGCACGACCAACCUGUGUGAAAAGUGCAAGGUCCUGGGCUACUACUGCCGCAGGGUGCAGUGAUCCCCCCCCCUGCACGACCAACCUCUACCCCAACGCAACAGUGACCGUUUACUCACCUAAGUGCUCAAAGGGAUAAUGGUGAUUCAGUGUGAACACUUGUUAAUUCAGCUUUAAUGCAUCACGUUGACCUGUGUGCAGUGUGUGUGUGUGUGUGUGUGUGUGAUGUGAAUGACUGACCGUUUCUGCACAAAUGGUGGUAGCACUAACCCCCAAGACACACAAACAUACACCUACAAACCUACAAACAAACACACACACACACACACACACACACACAUA